GACAUUACGUGCCGUGUCGGUUUACGGCAACAUGGCAGCCCGCUGCCCUGAGCUGAGAUCCUGUCGGCUCUGACCGUCACAAUCCGAAACCUCAACAUGAAAACAAGGACGGACUGCAGGAGCCCCGCAGGUCGGUAACGCAGGGCUCGUGAAGAUGAUGACGAUGUGUUUGCGGAGGAUUCCCGCGCCGCUGUGCCGCAACGCCGCGAGUGUUCGCUGUGCGGUGUCCACGCGCGGUGCGGCUGUGUGCUGGCUCGAGCCUGCGUCAUGGCGGCACAGACACACACCUGUCAGCGAGGGCGCGAGGUUGAAGCUGUCACCGGUGAGCGGCUCGUGGCAGCUCAGACUCAAAGGGACAGACAGCCGUGUCGCGUGCUGGACCGGGAUCCUCCAGCAGGUGAAAGCGACACCUUGGCACGCGCAAGGGACCGUGCCGCCGGUGUACCCGGGAGGUCACGAGAGGUCGGUGACCAGUUUCCGGUCCGCGCUGUCACCCGCAGCUCGUGGGCUCUGCAGCGGAAAGACCGAGGAGACACCGGGAAGCACCGGGGCGGGGGACCGGAAUGAAGCCAGUCCGGUACCGGGCCAGGGGCUGUUCAAGUUCAAAGAGCUGUAUGAGAACCCGUGGACGAUCCCCAACUUCCUGUGUGUGUGUCGGAUUGUGUUGGCUCCGUUCCUGGGUCACCUGAUCAUCCAGCAGCACUUUCACCUCAGUCUCGCUCUGUUUAUACUGGCUGGAGCGACUGACCUGCUGGAUGGUUUCAUCGCCAGGACGUGGCCCACUCAGAAGUCGGCGUUGGGCAGCGCUCUCGACCCAUUGGCUGAUAAGAUUCUCAUCAGUGUUUUAUAUGUCAGUCUCACCUAUGCUGAGCUUAUACCAGCUCCAUUGACGGCUCUAGUGAUUUUCAGAGACAUUGGUUUGAUAGCUGCUGUCUUCUGGGUCAGAUAUAAGACUGUACCUCCACCGGUGACCCUCAGUAAGUUUUUUAACCCCUGCUACACCACAGCACAGCUCAAGCCCACGCUCUUCAGCAAGGUGAACACGGCCAUCCAGCUCUUUCUGGUUGCAUCUUCUCUGGCUGCUCCAGUCUUCCAGUAUACAGACCACGUCCUGCUGCAGUGUUUAUGGUAUGUAACAGCCGUGACCACAACGGCGACCGGCUACAGCUACUGGCACUACGGCCGCAAGACUGUCAAGGUGCUAAACACCAGAUCACCAUGACAACCACACCAGGAAGCAUCAGGAAACAACGGAACAAAAGCAACGAACAGGCGCCGGAGACGCUCAUCAGCCGUGGAAGAAGUCGCACCAGACAGCUGGACGAUCGCCAGGAGCUCUGAGACCAAGUCGCCGCGACAACCAUUUAUGAGUCGCCAUGGCAAUGACGCACGGAAACCAACCGAGGGCCGCAGAUGGUUUACUGAGACACUACGGCGCACAGCAGCUCUGCCUCUCUGGACUGGUGGUGGACGAGAGACACGCGCACACAGAUAGAUAUAGACCGCCCACACACACACACACACACACACACACACACACACACACACACACACACACACACACACACAGACAUUAACACUCGAACAUAUGUGUCAAGUACAUGUACAAGUGAUCUGGCAAGAGCUUCUAUUUUUUAGUUUUUCAGUCAGGAGGUGGUGAAGUCGACCUGAUCAUGAUUGUUAAUUUUGUAAACCAGUGAUUUAUGAUUAAAAAAGAAAAUCUGCUCUGUUU
Acanthopagrus latus (yellowfin seabream) is the source of this 1732-nucleotide messenger RNA. RefSeq names its product cardiolipin synthase 1 (gene crls1). Gene Ontology annotation, biological process: cardiolipin biosynthetic process. Gene Ontology annotation, cellular component: membrane; mitochondrion. Gene Ontology annotation, molecular function: cardiolipin synthase activity. NCBI's taxonomy places the organism in Eukaryota, Metazoa, Chordata, Actinopteri, Spariformes, Sparidae. The coding region runs from base 155 to 1222 and encodes 355 amino acids. The transcript has 7 exons. The record is from RefSeq and is a predicted model, not a curated record.